Molecule: messenger RNA, 3383 nt
Organism: Solenopsis invicta (red fire ant)
Lineage: Eukaryota; Metazoa; Arthropoda; Insecta; Hymenoptera; Formicidae
Exons: 3
Coding region: 448-921 (157 amino acids)
Source: RefSeq, a predicted model, not a curated record
GUCGUUUAAUAACAGAUGAUUGAACGCGUAUCGCGGCGCGCGGCGUGGCAUUCAUCUGUCAAAAGCGGUGGCGGCCGGCCGACGAACGUUGUGAUGCGCCGCCGGUUGACGCGCGUCCGUUGAGCGGUGAACCGGCGAGGCGCGGAUCCGAGGACCCCACCGGGGGACGACCCUUGUUUUUCCCGGCUUGGCGGCGACGACAACAACAACGACGACGACGACGGCGACGGCGAGCGGUGGCGGCGGCGGCGGGCGAAGGGUACGACGGCACACGACGGCGACGGCCGCGAGAGAGCGACAGAGAGGGCGAGACGCGCGAGCGUGCGUAGCGGGCGGCCUUUGAAUAACCGACGCGUACGUUUAUUAUUAUGUGAUCGCGGGUCGCGCGCGCGGCUUCACGGCACAGGAAGGCAGAGACGACGACUCUUGGAAGAGAGCCGAGGGAAAAUGCGGAGCACCGAGCACGUUUUCUGCUAUCUCAUCGUGGCGACUCUCGCCGUUCUGCCGACGCUCGGUCGCGCAGAGACCGACCACGAGGCGCACAAGCCGUGUAACACUUCGGAACUCAUCGUGCAGUGCGGUAAAAAUGAGAGGUGCCGUGUAACCAACACUGGCAUACAGCGGUGCGAUUGCCAACGAGAUUUUUCUCUUGUUAAUGGCGAGUGCAUUAAGAUUACGUCUACGGCGGCGAACGCAGUCACCACCAUCAAGCCGGAGCAGAGAUCCGAGGCAGCAGGAGGUAACUCCGUAGCCGCCGGUCUGCUAAUACCCACCUUCCUCAUAGUAGUCGGUGUACUACUGUAUUUUGGUGCGAGACGGUACAAAUGGCUACAACGAUUUCGGCAGUAUCGUCACAAUCGUUACGGCAAUGUCAUAGUCACGAGAGACGACGAUGACGACGACGAUCCACCGAUAGCGUAAAAUGAUAAAUAAAGGAACAUAAAUUCUAAGGAUGUACUGGUCGCGUGUACCAAACGAAUCGAAUUUGAAUAGGUGCGAUGUAUGCUUGUCUGUUGAUAGAACGUAGUUACGAGGCUGUAGUGAACUUUGAUACGAGAAUACACAUAUAUAUAUAUUCGGUCGACGACGCUUGUUUGAUUCCUUUCGGAAUCGUCACCAAUGUAAUUCCCGUGCAAGUAUCAGCAGGGAAGUACAGCUAUUAGGCGCACGAGAGGCGUGGGACGAAAAUGAAUUACGAGGCCAAAUGUAAAGAUGCACUCGUGCGAGUAAUUAUGCUUUUAUAAUUAAUCCGGAGAUGAAUUAUCAAACGCAUGACAUUGAUUGGGAGCAUAACGUACGAAAAUUAUUAUUAUUAUGACUGCUUAAUUGUGCAUGUAAUUAUAACGAUUAUACACUUACAGUUUCGAGAGAUGGAAUAUUUUUCUGGCGAAAUUUUAGCGCUUACUUUAUCCACCGAAAACGUAAAAGCGUUGUUACUCUCACGCUAGUUGCCGAAUCUAUAUUUAUAUGUGAUGAUUGUAAGAAAUAUAAAGCAUAAUGGACUUUAUAAUAAUUCUAAGCAUUCACUGAGAGCAUAAUUUUUUACAAUUGAUAUUAAUAAGCUGGUCAGUAAAUCUUACAUAAUAUUAAUAGGUGUAUAAUAAUCAGGUGAUCGUUUCUCUCAUCACCAUCCUCGCUGUAGCUGAAAUCUAGGAAAAUUAUAUUAAAUGUUGUGUCAUUAUUGAAUAAGAAAUACAUUUAUUCUCUUUUUUAAUAAUAUUCAAUUAAGUAAUGUGAUCGAUACGAAUUUAUCUUUUAAAUUUUCGUAAAUUAGCUUUUUGAUCUCUGUAAGAAGUAUUAAGUAUAAUUAAAUUUAAGUAUCGAAAAGGAGAUACUUAAAUUUAAGUAUUUAACAACUUCUAUAUAAUAUCUUUUACGAGCAUAAUAUUUUUCUAUUAAUCCAUCACAUUACUGAUGUUUCAAUUAAUUUCUGGAAUAUUUCUGGAUUAUUUCUGGAAUAUUUUGUUCUUUGUGCCGUUUGCUUUUAUUUAUCUGAUGAAUACCAGAUGAAUCAAAUCAUUUUUAUAGAUCCAAAUUAGUACUUACUUAAACUGCAGGAAAUUCGGAAGCGAUUGCAUUUAUACCAAAAGUAUAUUAUUUAAUCUCUUUCUAAUCUCUUCAACAUUUCUGUAAUAAAGUAAUGUAAAUAUUCUUUAUUAUUCAGGACUGCAUGUUCUUGCCAGCAACAAUUUCUUCCUAUAAUUUAAUCUGAUUGUGAUUUGAAGAUGUAUUAUCUAUAUAUCAUUUAUGAUGGACGCGGGUUUUGUCUCGUGUGAAAGAUUAAACAAGUAAGCUUUCGAGAAUUAUACAUAUUAUAUACGUAUCCUAUUCUUGUACUCUAUCAUUUUUUGUACAGAACGUAUUAAAAUCCAAAAAGAUCGUAGCAGUUAUUCAGUGUAUAGUAAUAACCUUGCCGUCUAGAUUUGAUAUUUUUAUAGUUCGCAAGUACAAAUCUGAGAGUGGCGAGUGGUACUGGCGAAUUAUUAUUGCAAUAGUUUUAAUAUAGCGACAACUCACGUUUAUUAUUGAUCCAAAGUAUGGCUAGUACUGUCUGCUUGUUUGUUACUAUAUCAGUACAUUUGAAUAAUUUGACUGAAUAUCCUCUGUUACUAUUGCAGCCACGUUUAUACAAAAGCCAUAACAGAUAUUUGUUGAAUAUUGGCUCCAUGCCAGGAAUAUGUUCAGAUGUUCUAUGUAUCUUUUUCCCGUCGGAAAACGAACUAUUUACAACGAUUGCAAUUUGUGUUUGCGUGGCUCAGUUAAGUUUUCAAUCAUAUCUCUGUGAUGUAUUUUAUGUUAUGUGACUGAAUCUUUAUCGUUAAUCGAUUGCAUUUUUUUAGCACAAUGAAUAAUGAUCAAGUAUUUUCCGUGUAAAUAUUGUGUAUUGUUGCUGAUACCAAUGUUCGAUACAUUUUUAUUACUUUAUGUACAGGACGUUUCUGAAAAAUCUGACUAAACUAUGAGCUUAUUUCACUAAUCUUUAAUGGAUCUUUAUUCGAAAAAGAAUAUUCUGUUCAAAAUUAGAUUUUUUAAAAUAAAUUUUUUAAAAUUUACCUUCUGGUUUACAUUUAAUUUGUGAUAGAAAUUAAAUUUAGAUUAAUUAUUGCAACUAAAUUCCGGAUUUUUUGUAAACAUCCUGUAUAUAUAUUUUGCACAUUAACAGGCAGUGUAAGUAGCAGCAUUAUUUAAGGUCAUUUGAAAACAAUUGUCGCUUUAAACUUUAUUACGAAAUUAUUCGAUUGCCUUUACGAUAACGGAUUUUCUCGAUUCGACUUUAUAAAGUGUAUGAAUUUCUUAUAAUGGCAGAUAUUUUUUUCGUUGUAUAAUUUAUAUGUCUCAUUUGUAUUAUACAGUACAAAUAAAAAUAAAGGUCUUCAAAAGUU